AUGGCCGAGGUUGGCUCCAAUCGCUACCUGAGCGAGAAGCGGAACACCUACGCCGCGCCAGGGCCACUCAAGUCCAAGCGAAACCUCUUCAUCAUCGGCGGAAUCGUCGUCGCCGUCAUUAUCGCUAUUGCAGUCGCCGUGCCAGUCGCGAUUAACGCCAAGAAGAGCUCCUCCAACCUUUCCGCUUCUGGCUCCGGCAAUAGCUCCUCGUCGGACCCGGGCUCAAGUUCGGGCUCCUCUCCCAGCUCUGCCAAGUCGACCGUCAAGACAGGUGGAGAUGGGAGUACUGUUACCAUGGAUGAUGGGUCGACCUUCACUUACUCGAACAGCUUCGGCGGCACAUGGUACUUCGACGAGGACGAUCCGUUCAACAAUGCCGCACGCGCUCAGUCGUGGAGUCCCGCGCUGAACGAAUCCUUCAACUGGGGUGUGGAUAAAAUUAGAGGGGUUAACCUCGGCGGGUGGCUUGUCACGGAACCUGUACUUAGUGCUCCUGCUCUGUAUCAGAAGUACGCCAAUGCGAAUCCCGUCGCGAUCGACGAAUGGACGCUCAGCGAGGCCAUGGCUGCAGACACGUCGUCCGGCGGCGGAAUUGGACAGCUAGAGGACCAUUACAAGUCGUUCAUCACUGAGACGGACUUCGCGGCUAUCGCUGGAGCUGGCCUCAACUUCGUUCGGAUACCUAUUGCUUACUGGGCUAUCGAGACUCGCGACGGAGAGCCUUUCUUGGAGAAGACCUCGUGGACAUACUUCCUCAAGGCUAUCAAAUGGGCACGCAAGUACGGUAUCCGGAUCAACCUCGACUUGCAUUCUUUGCCCGGCAGUCAAAACGGUUGGAAUCAUUCGGGUCGCUUGGGGACAAUCAGCAUGAUGAACGGCACCAUGGGCUUGGCCAAUGCUCAGCGCUCGCUUGACUACAUUCGCAUUAUCACCGAGUUCAUCUCACAGCCUCAAUACAGAGACGUCGUCGUCAUGUUCGGUGUCACCAACGAGCCUCAAGCCUCUGUCAUUGGCUUUGACAACCUUGAGCUUUACUACUACCAGGCGUACAAAGCUGUUCGUGGUGUGUCUGGGACUGGCGAGGGUAAUGGGCCCAUGAUCUCCUACCACGACGGUUUCACUGGUGUGCCCAAAUGGGCUGGCUUCCUCGAGGGUGCCGACCGGAUUGCGCUUGAUUACCAUCCCUACCUCUGUUUCCAGGACCAAAUCACGGCUCCUCUCAGCUCAGAGAUCAAUGCGCCUUGCACCGCGUGGGGUUCGAUUAUGAACACCUCGAUGGACGCAUUUGGGAUGACCGGUGCAGGCGAGUGGAGUAACGCUAUCAACGAUUGCGGUCUCUUUGUCAACGGAGUGAACUUGGGCACGCGGUACGAGGGAACGUAUACUGGCUCAUGGCCUGUCAUCGGCAGCUGUGACCCGUGGCUGGACUGGGAGAACUAUAACCAGACGACGAAGGAUAACAUGAAGGCGUUCGCGAUGUCGAGCAUGGACGCUCUCCAGAACUGGUUCUUCUGGACGUGGAAAAUCGGCAACUCCUCCGAGACCGGUAAGGUAGAAGCCCCAGCAUGGUCUUACUCGCUCGGUUUGGAUCAAGGCUGGAUACCCACCGAUCCCCGUGAGGCCGUCGGCGCCUGUGGCAACAGCGAUCCCUGGACCGGUUCCCUCUCCGCCGCUCAGACUGGCGGCGCCGGUGCAGGCGACAUCGCCGCUGCCGUCACCUCCUCGUUGACCUGGCCUCCCGCCUCCAUCUCCAACGCUGACGGCGCUGCGACUGACUUACCCACGUAUACCCCUACGGGAACUAUUGUCACGCUUCCGCCUCCCACGUUCACCGAUUCGAAGGGCUCCACCGUCGACGCCGGGAACGGGUGGUUCAACACGGCGGAUCAGACGAGCAUGAUGGUGCCCGUCGCGACUUGUUCGUAUCUCUCUCCUUGGGUCGAGAGUGCGGAGGCAGCACCACCAGCGUGUGGGACGGCUGCUGCGAAGCGUGCGGAUGUUCCUCCACCCACGAUUACCACGCCGCCGAAACAAUGA
Molecule: messenger RNA, 2037 nt
Organism: Stereum hirsutum FP-91666 SS1
Lineage: Eukaryota; Fungi; Basidiomycota; Agaricomycetes; Russulales; Stereaceae
Product: glycoside hydrolase
Exons: 7
Coding region: 1-2037 (678 amino acids)
Biological process (GO): glucan catabolic process
Cellular component (GO): cell surface; extracellular region
Molecular function (GO): beta-glucosidase activity
Source: RefSeq, a predicted model, not a curated record